Messenger RNA from Synchiropus splendidus (mandarinfish), 2253 nucleotides. RefSeq names its product sphingosine kinase 1-like. Gene Ontology annotation, cellular component: intracellular membrane-bounded organelle; cytoplasm; membrane. NCBI's taxonomy places the organism in Eukaryota, Metazoa, Chordata, Actinopteri, Syngnathiformes, Callionymidae. The coding region runs from base 57 to 1694 and encodes 545 amino acids. Gene Ontology annotation, biological process: negative regulation of apoptotic process; sphingosine biosynthetic process; cellular response to growth factor stimulus. The record is from RefSeq and is a predicted model, not a curated record. The transcript is spliced from 5 exons.
CCGGGCCAGACUGGCAGCAGGUUCGGAGUCAGAACCGCACCGUCGCUCCGUCCGGGAUGGAGAACGCUGGAGCGGAGGCUCCCCGCGGGCAGCAGCCGCCCAACGGGGUGGCGGGGAUGCUGCUGCACGGGGAGUUCAGCGACAUGCUCGACGACAAGGUCCGGUUCUCGGUGAGCCUGACGGAGCGCGCGCUGACCAUCCGCAGGAUCUGCGCGUCCCCCGGAGCCGCCGACGCCGCGGUGCUCUUCAGCCUGACGGACUGUGUCGGCUGCCGCUCGCACCGGGGUCCGGACGGCACGGACGUCGGCGCCUACUUCACCGCCUAUUUCUACCCGUUCAAGAGACGCUGGAUGAGCGCCGGAGUGUCCCGCCAGCGGGUGGAGCAGUGCUUCCGGGUGGCGCUGGUCCAGGACCCGCUCAGGAACCUGCAGGAGGCUGAGAAGUGGGCUCGCGCCAUCAGAGACGCCUGUGCGCGGCAGAAACCCCGGAGAGACGGCGUGCUGUACUCCGAGGUGCCCCGCCCCUGCAGAGUCAUGAUCCUCGUCAAUCCAAACAGCGGGCGCGGUCAAGCUCUUCAGCUGUUUACCGGACACAUGCAGGCCAUGCUGACCGAGGCUGCCGUCCCCUACACGCUGGUCAUCACAGAGCACCAGAACCACGCUCGGGACCUGGUGAGGAAGACUGACCUGUCACAGUGGGACGCCCUGGUCAUCAUGUCCGGAGACGGCCUGUUGUACGAGGUGAUAAAUGGGCUAAUGGAGCGAGAGGACUGGCAGGAGGCUAUCCAGAUCCCUCUGGGGAUCCUGCCCGGAGGCUCGGGCAACGCCCUGGCCGCCUCCGUCCACCACUACUCGCAGGCACCUCCUGCGUGGAACGAGGAGCUUCUCUUGAGUUGCGGCUUCCUGCUGUGCAAGGGUCUGGUGGGACCCAUGGACCUGGUCUCCAUCCACCUUCCGUCCAGACAGCGCCUGUUUUCCUUCCUCUCCCUGGCCUGGGGAUUUGUGGCAGACGUGGACAUAGAGAGUGAGAAGUACCGGCACGUCGGGGCGAUUCGCUUCCUGAUGGGGACCCUGGUGCGCCUGGCCUCUCUCCGGGUCUACCAAGGGCGACUGGCCUACCUACCCGUGAAGGAGGCGCUCAAGCCUCUGAAGGGUAGGCCUCAUCUCCUGCCAUCCACGGCUCAGCGACCGUCGCUUGGCUCCUCGUUGCCAUGCCAAAACGCCGUCACCAACUCCUCCGACAACAUGGUCACAGGCAAAACGCCCGCACCUCGGCGCGACAGCAGAACUUGCACACUGGUGGAUUCUCUGCUGCCGGAACUGGACCAACCCCUCCCAGAGAGCUGGACUGUUGUCAAGGAGGUGGACUUCAUCUUGGUUCUGGCUAUUUACCAGUCGCACCUGGCAGAGGACCUGUGGACUGUCCCCGGAGCCAUGGCGGACGACGGAGUGAUUCAUCUCUUCUACGUGACGGCAGGCAUCUCCAGGCCCGCGCUUCUUCGCCUCUUCCUGGCCAUGGAGAAGGGUGCCCACUUGGCCUGCGGGUGCCCUCAUCUGGUGUACCAGAAGGUGAAGGCCCUGCGCCUGGAACCAAUUUCUCCAGAAGGAAUGAUAACAGUUGAUGGAGAAAUGGUGGAGUAUGGCCCGGUUCAGGCUCAAAUCCACCCGGGGCUGGCCAGACUCAUAGGUGGAUGAACUCUUUGCAGUGUCUGGGCACCUGUCGCCUGCUGGCGGGACUUGCCUGAGCAUCCUUCAACGAUGAGGCGAUGGACUCUUGGAGGUGAAGCAGACCGGAGCCACUGAGCUUUGGAUGAAACCUGUUUGAACCUUAGUCUCAUUCUCGCAGCCUCGACCCAGCACACGCAGCCGUAGGUGAGGGCAUCAACCAGAAUCAUGGGGAAAAUAAAGAGCUUUGCCUUUUGGUGCGGUAAAGCAAAUGGGACAUGGAUGAAGUCAGAUUAUCUUAAUCUAUUUCUGUCGUGGAGAGAGAGCUUUCCAGUUUGGCCUUUUAAACCCUCUUUUUUAAUGUGUUUUCAAAAGUGCCAAAGACAUUUUUCAGCCUCUACAAAGUCUUCUAUUUUUCUAUCAAAUAGGGAACCAAACAAAAAAUGGCCUAUUUUUUUUACGUGUCCCCCCCCAACCCCCAUCCUCAGUGUCUUCCCUCACAGUGUCUGAUUCAGGGUCAGCGCUCUGGAUUAUUGCUGCAGUUGCUGGCUGGUCCCAGCUUAGACGUGUGCACGAGCUGGAGAGAGAG